GCAGAGAAUUGGUGAACGGUACGCUACUCCCAAAAAGUCCUACUCAGUCUCGGUCCUCAUUCAUAUGAAUUUCACAAACAGCAAGACAACCUAUACAUGCGCCCAUCUACGGCACACACACACACACAAACAUGAACGCAGCUAGAAUAUACCUUCAGCCCCCUUCCCCCUCCCUCGGGCAGCACACAUCAGUUCAGUGGCUGCUCUGCUCUUGAUGCAAUCCACCCUCUCGUCACCCACAUUUCCCCCCGCCACAGCCCCCAGCCGCCACAAAGCUCUCCCCCGAUCUGCGUGUCACUGUGAGGCCGCAAUACGACUCGGCAUCGGUGGGAUGGAUGCCAAUCAUCUUGUCAAAGUCGCUCUUGGUCGCCCCCAGCCGCAGCGCCAGAGCAAACCCCUGCGUCACCUCGCCCGCAUUGAGUCCGACGUAGUGGAAGCCCACCACUCUGUUGUUGUCGUUUCUGAGGCAGACGAGCUUCGAGAGGUUGGUGGCCGAUAGGUUGACGUCGAACUCGUCUGAGCGGGCCGUGGCGACUUUUGGGCGGUGCACUGCUGACAGCUCAAGGUUCUCAAACUGAGAGAGCAAGGGGGCAGCAUGAUGAGUGAGCAAUACAGGGCUGGCUGGCGGAUGUGUGUGUGUGUGGGCGGUCUGUACCUCUAGCAGGAGCGUUUCGAUUGCGUCCUUGCCGUAUCUUUCCUCGGCUUGCUCCUCUGAGAGGCCCACACACCCGUACUCAAAAGGCCUGAAGAGACAGACAGGACAUCAUCAUAUCAAGGCGGGUGGGUGUGCUGUCUGUCUGGUCCAUCAUCCUGCGUCAUGCUCUCACGUGAAGACGGUUGUGGGCACCAUCUCAUAGUCCAUCUUCUCCGUCGACCCACCAUACAGCCGCCUGACACACACCACGCAUAGACGCGAAUGAACGAGUGACGCCUUCUAUCCUCCCUCUCUCACCUUGCCAGCAGCUCUCCCGCCUUGACGGCCACGGGCGUGAGCUCCAGCUGGGGGAUGCAGUCGCCCACCGCAUAGAUGUUCCCCGCGCUCGUCUGCUCCACAUCGUUGACGUCUAUCUUGCUCGUCUGGGGGUCAUAGCUGACACCAACGGCAUCCAGACCUGAUAAUAUCGUAAAGAUUGAUCACCCAAAGCUGGAGGAGUGGAUUGGGCGUGGGUGGAGGGGGGCAUACCAAGGUGGGCUGUUUCGGGCGUCCUCCCUGUGGCAAAGACGACGGUAUUGUACACCUGACAGACAGACAGGGGAGGGAGUAGAACUUGUUGUCGCGUCAACCCGUGGACAACGAACAAACAUGGUGGGUGCAUCAUACAAGCGACAUGUCAGGCUCAGUAGGAGCAUAUGUCAGCAGCAGAGAAAUGCCGCUCAGACGGUAAUUCCAACAACUGUUUUAGCUACUCUCAUCCUGGCCCACACCCCCCUCUACCUCCCUCCCUCCCUCAACCCUCUCACUCACCUCAGUCACCACAUUGCCCGACUCGGGGGUUCUCAGCUUCACUUCCAGACACGGCAGCCCGCCCUCGUCGGGCAACCUGGGAGCACAAUGACGACAGCACAGGGCUGCUGUGUGCGUUGCGUUGCUCGGUUACUUUCUGGUGAUGCUGAUGGGCGUGACGGAGUAGAUGAAGCGCACCCCCAGCUCAGCCAUGAGCUGCGCCACCUUCUCUGAGCACUGCCGGUCGAAACCGCGGAGGACGAUCGACCGUACCGCCACACUCACAUCAAACUGUAACCAUAUACACACAGGCCCUUGCUCUCGUAUUCUCGUCUGCCUGCCUGCCUGCCUCUCUGUCUGUCUGUCUGUCUGCUUGACUGUUUUCCCUACGUUGAGUUCGUUGAGGAAUCCCGCUGUUUCGAGAGCGAUGUACGACCCUCCCACCACGAGUGUGCGGCCCGGCGGCCGCUUCAGGCUGAAGAUGUCGUCUGAAGUGAUGCCGUGCUCCACUGCACCAGGGAUGUCCUGAACGAACAGGUGGCAGGGCAAUCAAUGACCCAUGCUGUCUGCACACGUGUGUGUGUGGUGUAUGAUGCACCUCUGGUAUGGUGGGUCUGCCCCCGACAGCAAUGAUAACCUUGUCAGUGGUGAGCUUCUGCCUCUCACCGCUUGAGGCAUUCCCGUACUCUAUCACACGAGGCGACUCGAAACGGGCAAGCGCAUUCACAUACUGCGGGGAAUGAGAAGCCAAACACCCCAGACGGGUCGAGUCGACGGAGAGAUAGCCAUGGUCUGAGGUGAUGUGUGUGCGUGGCUGACACCACGUACGUACCUUGACUUUGUUAGAUCUGAGUGCGGCCUUGUACGAGAAGCUCAGCUGGCGCACCUUGUUCUGGACGGUCUCCACCAGAUGUCCCCACUCAUGCACAAUGCCGCUGUGUCCCCUGCCGUGCACCUCAGGCAGCUGCCAACCCAGGUGACGCCCGUCCUGAACACACACCAAUCCAUCACAUCACGAUUGACACAGCUGCAGCAGCAGGAGCAGCAGCAGUGAUAUCAUCGCUAUAUGCCCACUGACGGACAUAGAAUGACGCUCCAAUGAGCCCUGCGUAGUGCAUGAGCUUCUUGGGAAUGCAUCCCACAUUGACGCACGUACCGCCCAACCCCCACGUUGUCCCCUGUGGCGACGGCUGUGACCACAACACAUGCCAUGCCAACAUACCAGACAGACAGACAGACAGGCAGACAGGCAGUGAGUGACAAUCAGCCGCUAUAUCUCCCCAUAUGUAUGUGCUGACUGACUUACUCCUUACUCACCUUGACAUAGUCAAACAGCGCCACUCUCGCCCCAUGGUUGGCGGCCUCCUUCGCCGCUGCCAUCCCUCCCGAGCCGCCGCCUAUCACCACCAGGUCAUAGUCAGGACGGGGAGAGGCCGCAGAGCUCAAGGCACGAUAGGAUGAAAGGCCGCAAAUGCCACUGGAUCUCCGCCGGAUGAGUGUGCAUUGUUUUGGAGCGACGAGCGCCGCUCGCCGCAUUGAUGCAGACCUUUACAAGCAACAGGCGUCUUGGGGCUGCCGGGAUUCGAAAUCUUCC
Vitrella brassicaformis is the source of this 3038-nucleotide messenger RNA. NCBI's taxonomy places the organism in Eukaryota, Vitrellaceae. The record is from the annotation of a GenBank genome assembly.